AUGCUUAUGGAUUUUCGAUACAGGCGUUUUGAGCCGCCGUGCAUUCCGGUGACCAUGGCGGAACCUACGGCGAUGGAAGUGGAGCCAGCUUCCGCUGACUCGAAGCCCUUACCUCGUCCCCUCGCAUUCAAUGUGCUGCAUCUCAUCAAGACAGCUCAGGCGCAGCAUGGAGGCCGCUACGGCGACUACCAGCGCUACCGCCGUUACUGCUCCGCUCGUCUGCGCCGGCUGUUCCGGUCGCUGCGCUUCCUGCACGGCAAGGGCAAGUACCAGCGCAAGUCGCUCGAGCCCAACACCGUCACCGACGUCAGGCAUCUGCACAUCCCGCUGUUCUCGGCGGAGCGCGCGUGGGCGUACGCGAUGGAGCUGAAGCAGGCCAUCAGCGAGGCAGGCUCCGCCGCCGCCGCGCAGGCCGCCUUCGCGCGCAAGCGCGCGCACCUGCUGCGCCGCCUGGCGCGCGCCGCCAGAUGGGCGGACGGGUUCUCGCGCCUGUGCGCCGCCAGAGCCGACUCCAAGACCGCGUUGGAGGCGGAGGCGUAUGCGUCCUACAUGUGGGGCACGGUGCUCAUGGAGCGCGAAACCGACUUCGACGCCGCCCUGCAGAAGUUCAGCCGCGCACGCACGGUGUAUGAGCAGCUGGGGCGGGUGGGAGACGUGGAGGAGCAGAUGGAGUGCCGGCAGCGCGCGGAGGAGAUGGAGCCCAGCAUCCGCUUCUGCCGCUACAAGAUGGGCGCCCACGCCCCCAACGCCGACUCCUCCGCUGCCGCAUCCAACCUGCUCGACCUCUCCGCACAUGAGGGGCCCGGGGCUGACCUGCUGCAGUCCAAACUCGAGGCGGUAAUGGAGGAGGCGCGGUCACGCGAGGCAGCGAACCUGGCGGAGCUUGACUGGCUGGGGCGCAAGUACUCUGUGCUCAACGCCAAGACACGCGUCUGCAUCCUCAAAGCACAGCAGCUGGAGGCUGAUGUGGCAUCUUCUGACGUGGCAAACGACCGUCGGCUGAACCUGUACGACAAGAUCUUUGUGGCAUACCACGAUGCCAAGCGGCUCAUUCGCGAUGACAUGGUGGCAGCGGGUGGGGCGGAGGAUGUAAAAGAGCAGCUGGCGGCACUUGAGCGAGCCGUGUCGUGCCUGGUGCUGCAGCGCACCAUCGAUCGCAACCUGCUGCUCGUUGCUGGCGCCAAGGCGCGGCUUGAGAGGCAGCAGCAGCAGCAGCAAGGGGGUGUGCAGGGGGGGCAGCAGGGGCAGGGCAAGGGGGCGGGCGGAGGAGGUGAGGGGAAGAAGGGGAAGCGGGAGAAGGGGCGGGAGGAGAAGGAACGGGAGAAGCCUGCAAGGCCAGAGGACCUUAUACGGCUCUAUGACACUCUGCUGCAGAAUGCAUCAGACCUGGCGGACCUUGCAGCAUCAGGCAGGGACGCCCGCGCCGAGGAGAAGGCACUGCAAGCUCAGCUUGAAGCUAACAAAGCCUGCUACCAGGCCUGCAGGGCGUUCUACGUGGCACUGGCGUACCAGGCAGCAGGCAAGGAUGCGGAGGCCUACGUGGUGUUUGGCAGGGCGGCAGCAGAUGCAGAUCAGGCAGCCAAGGGACUGCAGAAGCUGCAGGAGGGGUUGGGAGCGCAGGGAGGAAAGGGCAAGAGCAAGGGCAAAGAUAAGGCAUCAGAGGAAACGGCGGAGGAGAGGGAGGUGCAGGAGGUGGUGGUGCGCAGCAAGGCACAGCGGUGUGCCAUCCAUGCGCGUGCCACCCUCGACGCCAUCAGGGCCAAGGACCCCGCCGCCCUUGAGAAGGGCGUGGCAGAGCUCUCCCUGCGCGCCAAAGACAAGCAGGUGGAUGCCAAAUACAUGACUGAGAACCUGAAUGAAUUCGUUAGUGCAGUCACUGUGGACUCCACUCCAGGCUCCAAGCUCGUUCCCCACAUUGCUCGAGUGCCACCACCCUUCCAAGCGGUGCCCUGCCGGCCCAUUGUUCUUGACACCGCUCUCAACGCGAUCAAUUUCCCGGAUCUUGCGGGCCGGGCCAAGAAGGAAGGCAAGAAGGCAGGUGGUCUCUUCAGCGCUUUCUGGGUGUCUAGCAUCCCCUCGACCCAGGCCGCUGCCGUUAACAAUGCCGUGUCAGCGUCUUCACGAAAGUCUGCAUCGACGAAUGCUGUCUCGUUCACGUCUACCUUUCUUCACUCGUCAAAGCCGAUUACGGCCGUCCGUUCUCGCAAGCCAUGCGUUUCUCGCAAGGGAGUCUCCGUUCGUGCCAUGGUGGCUUCGACCGACGCUGUUUCCUUCUCAGCCAAGGAGAUGGAGCGAGUUGCAGCGAAAGAGGCUCUCCUUCUCGCGGUGAAGGACGCGGGUGGCGCGGAGGCCCUGAGCACAGGCAAGGGCAAUGCGGCCGGGAAGAUUGAGGUUAGCGAGAAGCUUCUGCAGCUGGAACGCCUUAACCCCACCCCACGACCCACUACGUCGCCUCUCUUGGAAGGCACGUGGGACAUCGUGUGGGCAGCUACUCGCAACCCAGGUGUCAUCGCUACCCGAGUGCUGCUCAAGCGGUUCCCUACGCAAGUGGCAUCACUGGAGUCACUGCAAGUGCAGAUCCUGGAGGGUUCCACCAAAGUGACGGCCGGCCUCAAGUUCCUCUCCACGGCUGAGACUACAGUCACUGUGACAACUCGUCUGGCCGUUGAAGGCCCUGUCAGAAUUAAGGAAGAGUAUGCUGAAGCCGUGGUGGCUACCCCUGUGGUGCCGGAUGGCAGCAUCCCGUCAGCCCUCAAAGGUGUCUUUGAUCAGCUAGCUUCUGCCAGUCAAUCACUCCCUGCUGCUCUGAAGGACUCUCUUUCCUCAGGCCUCAAGCUCCCGCUCAGUGGCAGAUAUCAGAGGGAGCUGAUUAUCUCGUACCUUGAUGAUGAAAUUCUGGUGGUCCGAGACCAAGCUGGACUGGCUGACGUGUUGGUGCGAGCCGCAAGCGCUACUACCACUCCCCCUCCUGGGGAUGAGACUGAAAUUGAUGAGCCCACCGACAUCGUCGCGGGGUUCAUCGCAGGUGUCGCAGAGGUCCUCGUGGGAUAUCCGUUCGACACGGUGAAGACACGAAUGCAGUCGCAGGAUCACGCGGAGUCGCCACUGCUUCCAGCUCACCGUGACAGCAACAGCCAUGGCUGCUCGGGUCAAAACCGAGCGCCUAACAAUCAGCAUUACAGCUCACCGUGGAGCUGCGCGGUCGCAACGUACAGAGCCGAAGGAAUUGGUGGCUUCUACCGCGGUAUUGCCGCUCCGAUGCUACAAGAAGCGGUGGGCGUGGCUCUUCUCUUCGGCACGCGCGAUUGGCUCCGAACAGCAAUAGGUGCUGAUAUCAGCAGACCAGGGCUAUUUAUCCUAGCCUGCUCCAUCAUCGGCCUGUUAGAGUCUUUGAUAUACUGCCCACUUGAUCAUCUAAAGACCCGCAUUCAGGUCCGCGGACAACGGCUGAAACACCAAAUACUGCAUUCGUCUACCGCUCCCUCUCUCCCGCCCCUGGAUUCCUCCAAGCAUUCGUCUAACAAUGCGAAGGCUUCCGCGAUUAACGCGAUUGGAUUCCCGAUUGGAGGGUUGGGACACGAGGGAGCAUGCGUAUCACUCUCGCUAGCGCCGACUACUGCGUACUGCAUAGGCGUAGGUCCGGGUCUCUUGGCGUCGAAGGAGACGCACGGGGAUUUGCCUCCUCUAGGCUUCACCAUGGGCGUGGUGAUGGGGAAGGACAUGCACGGCGAGCUGAUAGGUAUCUUCAGCGCCGCUCGCAGCGUUAUGCGGGCGAGGGGAGUGCUGGGAUUGUACCUGGGGUUCGUCCUGCAGGUGUGCAAGGAGAUGCUGGGCAAUGUCGCCCUGUUCGCCACGUAUGAUGUGGCUCUGGCGCUCUUCAGUGGCACCAGCCUCGUGCCUGGGGGAGCGCAUGGAGCGCACAUGCACGGCGGCCAAUCGUGGAUGGCAAUCUGGCCUGCGGGAAGCCUUGCUGGAAUGGCCUAUUAUCUGGUAAGCACAUGUGAGCGAGGAGGUUAA
Closterium sp. Yama58-4 is the source of this 4017-nucleotide messenger RNA. Lineage: Eukaryota; Viridiplantae; Streptophyta; Zygnematophyceae; Desmidiales; Closteriaceae. The record is from the annotation of a GenBank genome assembly.